Messenger RNA from Choloepus didactylus (southern two-toed sloth), 1664 nucleotides. RefSeq lists its product as uncharacterized. Gene Ontology annotation, molecular function: DNA binding. NCBI's taxonomy places the organism in Eukaryota, Metazoa, Chordata, Mammalia, Pilosa, Megalonychidae. The record is from RefSeq and is a predicted model, not a curated record. Bases 578 to 1243 code for a protein of 221 amino acids. The transcript is spliced from 5 exons.
GUCCCCGGGGCCCAGAGGAGCCGGAGUCCUCACCUCUCAAGCCUGGCGGGGGAGCCGGGCGUGGAGGUUCGUCCCGCGAGGAGGCGGCAUUUCCCGCAGGUCCUGGUGCUGCUGCCAGUGAAGCUGGGCGCUCUGGGAACGGUGCUGACUCAGACAAGGCCCCGGCCCACUCCCACCCGGGCGCAAACUGCAAGGAAGAGCCAACUUGUGGGAAGGCCCAGAGAUGGCAGGGAAAGCGCCGGGAGCCGAGGCUCCGCAAGCACCGAGGAGGUGGGGUCCUGUCGGGCGCCGGCAGCACCACCACAAGGCCAGGGCCGCGAGCCGGAGCUUUGGGUCAGUGCCUUAGAGGCAACAAUUCCCAAACACUGAGACCGCCUCUAGAAAAACGAAACUUGGAACUCUCCGGCGCACUUCUGGAGGAUACCAACGCUUUCCGGGGUCAUUCGAUAUAGUUUGCUCCCGGAAUCCUGGCUCCCAAAGACACGCUGAGGAACUUCUUUCUCCUUGUCCACUUGGCCUGCAGAAGUAGGAAUUUCUAAGAAAUAUUUCUGCUCACCGAGAGCCUUGUGUUGGAAACAUGAGGAAGUCCCAUACCGGGCACUAUACUCCCAGUACUUCUAAGAAAAGGGAAGCUCUCCACAAAGCAGCAGUAGCUGAUUACAAUUUUGAGAAGCACAGCUUGAUGCCUAAAAAGGAAAAGACCUGGAAGAAGGGAGAAUUUGACCACAAGAGAGCAAAGCAUCCUAGGAGGGUGAGGCAACGUCGAGUCAGCAAGCCCCUCCUGGAGACACUGUGGAUCCAUUUCAGACACACCAGAAAUGUUGAUGCCCGGCAGGUACAAAUGCUAGCACAAUGCCUGGACCUGUCACCCAAUCAGGUCAAAAACUGGUUCCAAAGAAAGAGUUUCCUGUAUAAAAAAUGUUUCCACAGACAGCAGAGAUCAGCCGGAUAUGUACUGGACUUACAACCACGGCAGCAGCAAUACCAGCUAAAAUUCCUGCCUGGAACAAAAGCCCCGAGUUUCACAUUCCGUGAGACAGAUCAGAAACCAAGUCUGUGGAAGGCUGUUACUCAAAUCCUUCUCUGCAUAAAAGACUUGCUAAUUAACGUCUCCAGGUACAAGUCAUUAGAACUUGCUCCAGUGUCUUCAGUCAUCAACUCUAUUUUUUCUUACGUCAAUUCUGAUUAUAUGUAUUUAUCAGCUCACCUAAAAACAAAAACAAACAAAAAUUUCCCGCUUUGAAUUCCCAUCUCCCAAUUGUUCUCCAUCCUUUUCAAAGUCAAAUUUCUUGAAAAAGUAAUCUCCUUUCCCUACUACUACUUUUUCUUUUCUAAAAAAAUUAUUGUAUUUUACUUUUUUACGUUUUCCACUGUGAAAUGUAACAUAUAUACAGAACAGUGACAACUUUCAAAGUACAAUUUAACAAGUAGCUAGAGAGCAAAUUUCAAAGAAUGUUAUGGGUUACAGUUCCACAAUUUUAGUUUAUUUCCUUAUUUUGAAAUAUAUCAUAUAUACAGAAAUGUGAUAACUUUCAAAGUACGAUUUAACUAGUUAUGUAGGUAACUUCAAGGGAUGUUAUGGGUUACAGUUCCAUAUUUUUAGUUAUUUCCUUAUUGUAAAAUAUACAGAAUAGUGAUAACUUUCAAAGUACCAUUUAACUAUA